CGUGAGGUUUUGUGUAGUUUCCGGUGCCGGGAGCCGCAGCUGUGGAGCCAUGGGAAAGGCAGAUUUCCUCACCCCAAAGGCGAUCGCCAACCGUAUCAAAUCAAAGGGGCUACAGAAGCUGCGAUGGUACUGCCAGAUGUGCCAGAAGCAGUGCCGGGACGAGAAUGGCUUCAAAUGUCACUGCAUGUCCGAGUCCCACCAGAGACAGCUGCUUCUUGCGUCUGAAAACCCUCAGCAGUUUAUGGAUUACUUUUCCAUUGAAUUUCGCACAGAAUUUUUGGAGCUUCUUAAAAGACGCUUUGGAACAAAACGGGUACACAAUAACAUUAUAUACAAUGAGUACAUCAGUCAUAGAGAACACGUCCACAUGAAUGCCACACAGUGGGAGACACUAACAGACUUUACCAAGUGGCUGGGCAGAGAAGGUUUCUGUAAAGUGGAUGAAACUCCAAAGGGCUGGUACAUUCAGUACAUAGACCGGGACCCAGAAACCAUCAAGAGACAAGAAGAACUAGAGAAAAAGAAAAAACAGGAUCUGGAUGAUGAAGAGAGGGCUGCUAGAUUUAUCGAAGAGCAAGUAAAAAGAGGCAAGAGUGAGAAAGAGGAGGAGACUCCUGUCUACACAGAAUUAAACCGAGAAAAUGAGGAGGAAAAAGUGGUAUUCAAUUUUGGCAAAGGAGCAAGUACAUCAGGGGCAUCCUCUUCCAAGGCCAGUACUUCACUAGCAUCUAAUGCACUGAAAUCCACAGCAGUGACUGGGCCUGUAAAAAGGAAAGAUCCUACCCAGAGCCAAACCAAAGAGAAGAAAAAGAAAUCCGCUCUUGAUGAAAUCAUUGAGAUGGAAGAGAAGAAGAAGCAAACAGAAAGAACAGACUUCUGGUUACAGCCGGAGAUUGUUGUUAAAAUUAUAACAAAGAAGUUGGGAGAAAAAUAUUACAAGAAAAAAGCUGUAAUAAAGGAGGUGAUAGAUAGAUAUACAGCAGUAGUGAAGCUAAUUGAUUCUGGCGACAAACUGAAGUUGGAUCAGACACAUCUAGAAACGGUUAUUCCUGCUCCAGGGAAGCAAGUUUUAGUUUUAAAUGGGGGAUACAAAGGAAAUUUCGGCAUCCUGGAAAGCAUAAAUGAGAAAAAGUUUUCUGCUACAAUAGUCAUUGACUCGGGCCCAUUGAAAGGCCGAAAGGUGGACAGCCUCCCAUAUGAAGAUUUUUCCAAGGUGGCAUGAUAAAUGGGACAAUUUGUACCAGAAACAUACAAAACUCUACUGUGUCAGGGUUUUCAUAGAUUGUAAAUGUUAAUAGAGAACUCACUGAGGAGUAUGGGCUGCUAGGUGCAGCUUGAUUCGCUCUACUUUGCAGGCUUCUAUAUCUUCUCUUGGUAUCUUCCUUACAGUUGGAUUUCCAAAAAAUUACUUUUGGGAUAUCCCAAAAAUAAAGUUAUUUUUACAA
Hyla sarda is the source of this 1445-nucleotide messenger RNA. It is a transcript of the gene KIN, whose product is annotated as Kin17 DNA and RNA binding protein. Gene Ontology annotation, biological process: DNA replication; DNA damage response. The transcript has 13 exons. Bases 50 to 1222 code for a protein of 390 amino acids. NCBI's taxonomy places the organism in Eukaryota, Metazoa, Chordata, Amphibia, Anura, Hylidae. Gene Ontology annotation, cellular component: nucleus. The record is from RefSeq and is a predicted model, not a curated record. Gene Ontology annotation, molecular function: double-stranded DNA binding.